AUGUCUGCAUCAAAAAUAAAUCCAACUUAUUAUGGUUACGUUGGAUCUACUAAAGAUGCAUUAUUAAUUAUUCAAGAAGCAUUAAAUAAAAAAUUGGAAUUUAUAACAAGAAGACCUCAAGAUAGAGAAAGACAAGAAUUAAUAAAAUCUGGAAAUGUAUUUGUAUUUAUUGAAGAACAAAGUGGUAUAAAAAGAUGGACUGAUGGUACUGCUUGGUCUCCUUCAAGAAUAUUAGGAAGAUUUUUAGUUUAUAGAGAAUUAGAUAAAAAUUCAUUAGAUGAAAAUGAUAAAAAGAGAAAGAAAAGAAAAAUAAGUUAUAAUGGUGAUUAUAAUAAUAAUGAAUCACAACAACAAACACAAAGUAAUACUUCACAACAUCAACAAAAUUCACAACAACAAGAUUAUCAAAAUCAAAACCAAAAUCAAGCUGGAUUAAUACCACCAAACACAAUACCUGCAUCAAAUAGUUAUAGUAGUACGGAUUAUAAUAAAGGUUUAUUAAGUGGUCCAUUAGUUACUUCAUAUGUUUUUAAAGAUCAAGGAUUAAUUAAAAAAACUUUAUCACUUACAACAAAAACAAGAGAUUUACAUUUAAAUAAAUUAAAUGAACAACAAACAAUACAUUUAAUAAGUUAUUAUAACGCUCAAGAAGUUAUGAAUAAUAGAUUACAUAGACCAUCUGAAUAUGAUUUAAGUAAUGUUAAUUUAUCACAAAAUCUUUGGACAGCAGUAAAAGAAAGUUCAUUAGGUGGUAAAAUUCCAAAUGAAGAUGAAGCAUUUUAUUUUCUUGAUGGAAACUAUCAAUUACAAAAUAUGUCACAUUUACAACAUCAACAACAACAACAACAACAACUACAGCAACCACAAAAUAAUUAUUCUCAAUUACCAUUAAAUCCAUUACAACAACCACAUUCUUUACAACAAUCAUCACCUCAACAGCCACAACUACAACAUCAACCAGAUAGAAUGGGAUAUCCUAAAUAUAGUAAUGGUAAUCUUAUGAUGAAUCCACAACAACAACCUCAAUAUUUACCAACAGAUCCACAUGUUAAAAGAGAAGAUGAUCCAAAUAAUACUGGUGAAACUACAUUCUUAAAUCCAUUUACUGGAUCUCAACAUCAAGUUCCAACUGCUGGAUAUCCAAAUAAUAAUAAUACUAUUCAUAACCAACCACAAACUCAACAAUCUCAAAAUACAAAAUCUCAACCACAAUUAGAUCAACCAUUCAAUCAUGUUCCUCAAUAUGGUAAUUAUAUACAACAACCACCUCCAAAUAACAACAAUCAUCAAUUGAAUUCAAAUCCUCAAGAGUUAUAUCCAUCCUAUCAUCAUAAUAUAAGUCCACAACAGUAUUCAACUCAUCAACAACAACAAGCUACAACAUCAACUCCAUCAAAUGUCGGCAUAUCUCAACCACCACCUCCACCACAAUCGAUAACUGGUUAUUCAACAUAUCCAUAUCAAAGUAAUGAUCCAUAUUAUAACAACAACAAUAAUUCAUAUCAUAAUUCAAUAUCAUCAUCAUCUAAUCAAACUAGUUUUUCAAGUAUUCCAACAACAAAUAAUUCAAGUAUAUCAUCAACAAAUUCAAGAAAUUUAAGUAGUGGUAGUAAUAUUAAUAAUUCAUUAAGUUCAGGAAAAUUACCAACAGCAAAACCUUUAAAAAAUCAACAUUGGUCAACUAAUGAAAAUUUACCACAACAACCACAACAAUUACCACCACAACAACCACAUCAACAGAAUUCAGUCACUAGUAAUAAUAAUGACUACGAACAACAACAACAACAAUCGAAUUCAAAUUCCUCGAGUUCUUCAGUAAUACCAACUAUGAAUAAUCAAGUAACUAAUAAUCAAUAUAUUCAUGGUUCUUAUCCUCAACAGCAACAACAACCAGGUGGUGGCUCUUAUUAUGUAAAUCAUCCACAACAACAUCAACAACAUCAACAUCAACCAAAAUGGGGUAAUUCAAAUUUAAAUUCUACUGUCAAUAAUACAACUACGAAUACUACUAAACCUGCUACGACUACAACUACAACUACAACUAGUGUUGGAGGUCAAAAUAAUGAUGUUUAA
Lodderomyces pseudojiufengensis is the source of this 2073-nucleotide messenger RNA. RefSeq names its product transcription factor WOR1 (gene WOR1). The transcript has a single exon. Gene Ontology annotation, molecular function: DNA binding. Lineage: Eukaryota; Fungi; Ascomycota; Pichiomycetes; Serinales; Debaryomycetaceae. The record is from RefSeq and is a predicted model, not a curated record. The coding region runs from base 1 to 2073 and encodes 690 amino acids.